This is a messenger RNA of Serendipita indica DSM 11827, 5298 nucleotides long. The record is from the annotation of a GenBank genome assembly. NCBI's taxonomy places the organism in Eukaryota, Fungi, Basidiomycota, Agaricomycetes, Sebacinales, Serendipitaceae.
AUGUCGCGAAGACCGUAUCAGGACCCGUUUGCUACGCCUGCCGCCCAUCCCCGCCUCGAUUCUGAAUCCGACAUGGACCACUACGACCGCAGAGACACGUUUCAGUCUGAGAACAGUGCUCCUGGAGGUGCUUAUGAUAACCAUAAUUAUGAUCCUUAUUCACACCGCCGCGGCGACACUGACACCGAGAGCGAGCAAGAUGUUUACAACAGAAACUAUGCACCUUCUGCAGAAUCCUUGAAUCCAAACUUUCGCUCGGGCGUCUCUGACAUCUCCAACACUUACGAGUAUGGAGGCCCCGGUGUUCGCGAACCAUACCCUGCGUGGACCUCUGAGAGACAGAUUCCUUUGUCCAAAGAGGAAAUUGAGGAUAUUUUCCUUGACCUUACCCAAAAAUUCGGAUUUCAGCGAGACUCUAUGCGCAACAUGUUCGACUUCUUGAUGCAGUUGCUCGACUCCCGCGCCUCGCGCAUGUCCCCCAAUCAGGCGCUGCUCACGCUCCACGCCGACUAUAUUGGCGGACAACACGCCAACUAUCGAAAGUGGUACUUUGCUGCCCAGCUGGAUCUCGACGACGCCAUUGGUCAGGUGCAGAACCCGGGCCUCCAGAGGCUCAAAUCCGUCAAGAAGAAGGGUGCCCAAAAGACUGGUGCCGAAAAGUCGCUCGAUAGCGCACUCGCACGCUGGCGACAGGCAAUGAACAACAUGUCUCAGUAUGACCGUCUGAGGCAGAUUGCCUUGUUUUUGCUCUGCUGGGGCGAGGCCGCUCAAGUUCGCUUCGUCCCAGAAUGUCUCUGCUUUAUCUUCAAGUGUGCAGAUGACUAUUACCGGUCCCCAGAGUGCCAGAACAGGGUCGAAGCCGUGCCAGAGGGCUUGUACCUCCGCGCCGUCAUCAAGCCGCUCUAUCGCUUCAUUCGUGACCAAGGCUACGAAGUUCAGGACGGCAAGUUCGUGCGCAGAGAAAAGGACCAUCAUGAAAUUAUCGGAUAUGAUGACAUCAAUCAGCUUUUCUGGUAUCCAGAGGGCAUUGCUCGUAUCGUGAUGCACGACAAGACAAGACUGGUCGAUAUACCUCCGCCGCAACGAUUCAUGAAGUUUGAUCGCAUCGACUGGAAUCGCGCCUUUUUCAAGACGUACUUUGAGAAGCGAUCGGCCGCGCAUCUUCUCGUCAACUUUAACCGGGUUUGGGUUAUUCAUGUUGCCAUAUUUUGGUUUUAUACCGCCCGUAACUCGCCUGAGAUCUACCGUCGUUCCGACAAGAAUUUACCGACAUCUGCGAUGCAGUGGUCCGCCUCUGCACUAGGAGGUGCUGUUGCCACAGUCAUCAUGAUCUUGGCCACUCUUGCAGAGUUUUCGUAUAUCCCUACCACCUGGAACAACACCUCUCACCUCACCCGUCGUCUUCUCUUCCUCUUGGUCGCCCUUGCCGUUACCACAGCUCCAACCUUCUACAUCUUCUUGACCGACAAUCCCAGGUCAAAAUCCAACGUCCCCCUCAUCGUCUCACUGGUUCAAUUCUUCAUCUCGGUGGUCUUGACUUUGCUUUUCGCCAUGGUGCCUUCUGGUCGCAUGUUCGGCGACCGAGUGGCAGGCAAGUCGCGAAAGUACCUUGCGAGCCAAACCUUCACCGCCAGCUACCCUGACUUGGACCGCAAAUCCCGCAUCGCAUCGAUCCUGCUCUGGGUCCUAAUUUUCGGCUGCAAGUUGACAGAGUCCUACUUCUUCUUGACGUCGUCUUUCAGGGACCCAAUCAAGGUCAUGGUGGGCAUGAAGGUGCAAGGUUGCAAUGACCAAUGGUUCGGCAGCAGCCUCUGCUCUAAUCAGGCGGCUUUCUCUUUGACGAUCAUGUACCUCAUGGAUCUGACGCUGUUCUUCUUGGACACGUUCCUGUGGUAUGUUAUCUGGAAUACCGUCUUCAGCAUAGCGCGUUCGUUCUCGCUGGGCCUUUCCAUUUGGACACCCUGGAAAGAUAUCUUCACUCGAUUGCCCAAGCGCAUCUAUGCCAAGCUGCUUGCGACUGGAGACAUGGAAGUCAAGUAUAAGCCAAAGGUUCUGGUUUCUCAGAUUUGGAACGCCGUUAUCAUCUCGAUGUACCGAGAACAUCUCCUGUCCAUCGAGCAUGUCCAAAAGCUGCUCUAUCAUCAAGUGCAAUCGGAUCAAGAUGGUCGUCGAACCCUUCGAGCCCCGCCUUUCUUCAUCUCCCAGGGCGAUAAGGGUUUGUCCGGCGAAUUCUUCCCCAAGGGCUCCGAGGCAGAACGCCGUAUCUCCUUCUUUGCCCAAUCCCUCACCACCGUGAUCCCAGAACCACUCCCGGUCGACGCUAUGCCUACAUUCACAGUCCUCACUCCACAUUACUCGGAAAAGAUCCUCUUGUCUCUUCGUGAGAUUAUUCGUGAAGAAAACCAUUCACGGGUCACAUUGCUGGAGUAUUUGAAACAACUCCAUCCGAUCGAAUGGGACAACUUCGUCAAAGAUACCAAAAUUCUCGCAGAGGAAUCGGCUCCGUACAGUGGCGGUAGUCCAUUCGCCACUGACGAGAAGGGCGCCAGCAAGACAGACGAUCUCCCAUUCUAUUGCAUCGGCUUCAAGAGUGCGGCUCCAGAGUACACCCUUCGUACGCGUAUUUGGGCUUCGCUCCGCGCGCAGACUCUUUACCGUACGAUUUCUGGCAUGAUGAACUACUCCAAGGCAAUCAAACUCCUGUAUCGAGUGGAGAACCCAGAGGUAGUUCAGCUCUUUGGUGGCAAUACGGAUAAACUUGAGCGGGAGCUUGAACGGAUGGCCCGUCGCAAGUUCAAAUUCGUGGUGUCAAUGCAACGCUACUCCAAGUUCAACAAGGAAGAGCAGGAGAAUGCAGAGUUUUUGCUACGCGCCUAUCCUGAUCUCCAGAUUGCGUAUCUCGACGAGGAACCACCGAAGAAGGAGGGUGGCGAGUUGCGACUCUUCUCUGCCCUCAUCGAUGGUCAUUCGGAGAUCAUGCCGGAAACAGGCAAGCGGCGACCCAAGUUCCGAAUCGAGCUUCCUGGUAAUCCUAUUCUCGGAGAUGGCAAGUCGGACAACCAGAACCACGCAAUCAUUUUCUACCGCGGAGAAUACCUGCAGCUCAUCGACGCCAAUCAGGACAACUACUUGGAAGAAUGCCUGAAGAUUCGUAACGUUCUUGGAGAGUUUGAGGAGCUCCAUAUGUCCAACCAGAGCCCAUACGCUCAAUGGGGUCAUAAAGACUUUACUAAGAGCCCGGUCGCCAUCGUUGGAGCACGCGAGUACAUCUUCUCGGAGAACAUUGGUAUUCUGGGAGACGUCGCAGCUGGAAAGGAACAGACGUUCGGUACCCUUGCUGCACGCUAUCUGUCGUGGGUUGGGGGCAAGCUGCACUACGGUCACCCCGAUUUCCUCAAUGCUCUGUUCAUGAACACGCGUGGUGGUGUGUCCAAGGCGCAAAAGGGACUGCACCUGAACGAGGAUAUCUUUGCUGGAAUGAAUGCGUUUGGGCGAGGUGGUCGGAUCAAGCACACCGAGUACUACCAAUGCGGAAAGGGUCGUGAUCUCGGAUUUGGAACCAUUCUCAAUUUCCAAACCAAGAUUGGAACUGGUAUGGGAGAGCAGAUGCUUAGUCGAGAGUAUUACUAUCUCGGAACCCAAUUGCCCAUUGACCGCUUCCUUACAUUCUAUUAUGGUCACCCUGGGUUCCAUAUCAACAACAUCAUGGUCAUUCUGUCCGUGCAAGUCUUCAUGGUAUCCUUGGUCUUCCUCGGUACUCUCAAUAAGCAACUCCUCAUUUGCAAGUACACAGCUGCGAACCAGCUGAUUGGUGGACAAAACGGUUGCUACAACUUGGUCCCAGUGUUCGAGUGGAUUCGACGAUGCAUCAUCUCCAUCUUCCUCGUCUUCUUCAUUGCCUUCCUUCCUUUGUUCCUCCAAGAACUCACCGAACGUGGAACCGGCCGUGCUCUUAUUCGACUUGGCAAGCACUUCUUGUCACUGUCGCCGAUUUUCGAAGUCUUCUCCACUCAGAUCUACACACACUCCAUCAUUAGCAACAUCAACUUUGGUGGCGCUCGAUACAUCGCUACCGGUCGUGGCUUCGCCACUGUGCGUGAGCCUUUCAGUAAGCUGUACUCUCGCUUCGCCGGCCCGAGCAUCUACCUUGGAAUGCGCACUCUUGCUAUGCUCCUCUACAUCUCACUAACGUUGUGGAUGCCUCACUUGAUCUACUUCUGGAUCACUGUGAUGGCUCUUUGUAUCGCACCAUUCCUGUUCAAUCCCCAUCAGUUCCUCUUCGCCGACUUUAUCAUUGAUUACCGCGAGUUCCUCCGAUGGAUGUCGCGCGGAAACUCGCUGUCUCACGUCAAUUCUUGGAUUGGCUAUUGUCGCAUGUCCAGAACUAUGAUCACCGGAUACAAGAAGAAGAAACUGGGACACCCAUCGGAGAAGUUGUCAGGAGAUGUACCACGAGCCAAAUGGCGCAACGUCCUGUUCAGCGAGAUCAUCUUCCCCGUGAUCAUGGCCAUGCUCUUCGUCAUCUCGUACAUGUUCGUCAACUCCUUCCAGGACCCGGUCACAAAGAAGUUUGGGCCGUCACCUCUUCUCCGCAUCGCAGUCAUCUCGCUGGGUCCAGUUGUCUGGAAUGCGGCGGUCUUGAUCAUUCUCUUCCUCGUAUCACUCUUCUUGGGACCAAUGAUGGCCACUUGCUACCCCAAGUUUGGUUCUUUGAUUGCAGCAAUUGCACAUGGAUGCUCUGUUGUCGGACUCAUCGCGUUCUUCGAAUUUUUGUGGUACCUGGAACAAUGGGACGCGUCGCACGCUACGCUCGGCAUUAUUGCCGUUGUCUUCAUUCAGCGAGCGGUCACCAAAAUACUUAUCUCCGUCUUCCUCUCAAGAGAAUUCAAGCACGACGAAACAAACAGGGCUUGGUGGACUGGAAAGUGGUACGGACGUGGACUCGGUUCGAGCGUCAUGUCCCAGCCGGCUCGCGAGUUUAUCGUCAAGAUUGUCGAGAUGACGCUCUGGUCGGGCGAUUUCUUGCUUGGCCAUAUUCUGCUCUUCAUACUCACGCCGCCAAUCCUCAUCCCGUACAUUGAUAAGGCGCACUCGACUAUGCUCUUCUGGCUUCGCCCUUCGAAACAAAUCCGCGCGCCACUCUAUUCAAUGAAGGUUCGCAAGCAAAGGCGAUGGAUGGUUGUGAAAUACGGUGUCGUCUACGCACUCGCCGUCGGUACAUUCACGGCUCUCAUUGUUUUGCCGAUCAUCUUCAAGGAAUUCUUCAACUUCAAGUGCUCGUUCUGCUCGCUUCUCUGA